Molecule: messenger RNA, 301 nt
Organism: Staurois parvus
Lineage: Eukaryota; Metazoa; Chordata; Amphibia; Anura; Ranidae
Source: the annotation of a GenBank genome assembly
CUUCUGCUCCGCCACUCUGCCAUUGGACUCUUGAUAGUCGUCUCCCCACACUGCUGCUGGGGGGACUUUUUAACAUAGGCCUCUGUAUGGCCUUCAAUUUAAGCUGCUUACGCUUCGCCACUCUGCCAUGGACCCCUGUACCGCCUCCUCUUGCUGCUGCCAGGUCCAGAGCCUGUGUAUGGGCUUCAAUUGAAGCUGCUUCUGCUCCACCACUCUGCCAUUGGACUCUUGAUAGUCGUCUCCCCACGCUGCUGCUGGGGGGGACUUUUUAACAUAGGCCUCUGUAUGGCCUUCAAUUUUA